AUGACGAAGACCUACAAUGACAUCGAUGCCGUCACACGUCUGUUGGAGGAGAAAGAGAGAGAUUUGGAGUUGGCUGCCAGAAUCGGCCAGUCGCUUCUCAAGAAGAACCGAACUCUGACGGAGCAGAACGAAUAUCUGGAGGAGCGAGUGGCACAAAUCACAGAGGAGGUGGCCCAGCUGCACCACGAGCUGAACCUGAAGGAUGAGCUGCUGCAGUUUUACACCAACGCAGCGGAGGAGAGCGAGGACGAGUCCAGCAGCUCCCCAACAAGUAAAGUGGAAACUGCUUCAGGAGGAACACUCCAGAAGAAACUCCAAGAGCUGGAAGAGGAGAACCUCUCCCUCCGCUCAGAGGCACACCAUCUGAAAUCAGAGACUGAAAUUUAUGAAGAAAAGGAGCAGCAGCUUGUCAAUGAAUGUGUGAAAGAGCUCCGGUUGUCCAGUCUCCAAAUCUCCACCAUAGCGGAGGAAUUGGCUCGUAAGACUGGGGAUGCUUCCCGCCAGCAAGAGGAGAUCACACACCUCCUCUCUCAGAUCGUAGACCUGCAGAAGAAAACCAAAUCUUUUGCGGUGGAGAAUGAGGAGCUUUCUCAACACCUGGUGGCAGCUAAAGACGCCCAAAGGCAGCUAACAGCAGAGCUCCAGGAGUUGGACGAGAAGUAUUUAGAGUGUAUAGAGAUGCUGCACGAGGCCCAGGAGGAGCUGAAGAACCUGAGGAACAGGAACUUCCCUGCAGGAACCCCUCGACGCUUCCAUCCUCUGGGACUGUACCCGAUGGAUUCUCUGGCAGCUGAGAUCGAGGGAACGAUGAGGAAGGAGUUGAGCCUGGAUGACCCCGAGUGUGAGGAACAGAACCAUCGGAGGCGCGUGUUCGAGACGGUGAAGAACGUCAACCAGACGGUCCGCCAGCGCUCUCUGACCCCGACCAACGCCAACAUCCCGGGCUCCAACCAGUCUCUGUCGGCGCGUACGUCGCCACAGUCCAGCGGCCUCUGCACACCUCACUCCAGCGUGUACGGAGGUGACGUCAGCGGAGACGGUGUUGCCCUCGACAACCGAACGCAGAGCAUCCUGAUGGAGACGGCGGCCAAUCAGGAUAGCAACACAGAUAAUCGAGAUAAGAAGGCCACCGGGCCUGAGGAUCUGCGUAUCGCCCUGCGCCGUCUGUCACUUCGACGACAAAACAACCUGAGCGAGAGGCGCUUCUUUGAAGAUGAGCGCAGACGGGGAGGACACGGAGGUCUGCACGACUCCCUGGUCCAGGAGAGCCCGCUGACCCCCUCGGAGAGCAUCAUGUCCCUUGGGAACCUCCACCUUUGGGCCUCACGAGGGCCCUACCUCCCCGACAAGCUCCAGAUCGUCAAACCGCUCGAAGGCUCUGCCACGCUGCAUCACUGGCAGCAGUUAGCCCAGCCGCACCUCGGUGUGAUUCUGGACGCCAGGCCGGGAGUCGUACCGAAGGGCUACAGACCCCUCGAACUGGAGCUGGAGCAGGUUUAUCCCUGGGGUGGCUUUGAGGAGGAUGAACCGGGGGAGCAAUACUUCCAGAAUCUGCCCACCUCCUCCACCUCCACCGCCUGUGCAUCCCCAGCCGUGACCUCCACCUCCAGCACGACUGAGGCAAACCUCGUGCCACCUCCGCCCAGCCUCGUUCUACCUGACCUACCAUCUCCGUCCCCAUCGCCACAUCUCAGCAACACUGACGUCCUGGCUGCAUACUACCCAGGUAAAAGCAUGGCCCACACCAGCUCUACCUACACCUUCACAACGUGUCGCAUCCUCCACCCGACCGAUGAGCUGACGCGAGUCACGCCAAGUCUGAACCCAGUCCCAGCGUCGUCCUCCUGCGUGAUGACCAGCACCCUGUUGGGGACUCCGAUCGCUACACCCUGCACGCCCCGCAGGCUCGGACUGAGACCAUCCGAGUCCUCAACUAACCUCAGAGAUGCAACACGCACCACCAGCACCUCCCUGGGGUUGGUGCGCCUCCUCCAGGAGAGAGGGAUCUCAGCCGCCAUGUAUCACCAGAGCCAGGGCUCGGAGUACGGUCAGGGUGGAGUCCUGUUCAGCACCUCCAUCACCCCUAACCGAGCGCCCAACCCGGACCCCCUGGGCCCCUCCACCCCUCCCAGCUCGCCCACGGGACAGGGAGCCUCAGCGGUGCCAACGUCUGCGGGCUUCGACUUCAAGAGCCCUUCCUACGACAACUUCCUGACCUCCAAACCGGCCCGCUCCAUCCUGAAGGAGGUGACGGGGAGGAUGAGGGGCAGGCAGCGAGGGAAGGACUGCGAAAGCCAGACGGACGUUAGCGUGACCGUCCACAACCUCAACCUGCUGGACAAGGUGAAGCGGUUGGGUGUGGGUGGAGGUCCGGGGGGCAGAGCAAUGAGUCCCGGCCCAAUCCUGGGGCCUCUGGGCGGGCUGCGCAGAUCCGGUUCCCCUUUUGGGCCCGAGGGGAUGAGGAGGAACCGGAGUUAUCCAGCCAUGGUUGGGGCGAGCAUGGCCAUGAAAGCCCCGGGGCCCCAGGAGUAG
Molecule: messenger RNA, 2532 nt
Organism: Anoplopoma fimbria (sablefish)
Lineage: Eukaryota; Metazoa; Chordata; Actinopteri; Perciformes; Anoplopomatidae
Product: trafficking kinesin-binding protein 1-like
Exons: 16
Coding region: 1-2532 (843 amino acids)
Biological process (GO): anterograde axonal transport of mitochondrion; neurogenesis; endosome to lysosome transport
Cellular component (GO): dendrite
Molecular function (GO): GABA receptor binding
Source: RefSeq, a predicted model, not a curated record